Molecule: messenger RNA, 3823 nt
Organism: Magnolia sinica
Lineage: Eukaryota; Viridiplantae; Streptophyta; Magnoliopsida; Magnoliales; Magnoliaceae
Product: E3 ubiquitin-protein ligase UPL6
Exons: 26
Coding region: 381-3464 (1027 amino acids)
Biological process (GO): protein polyubiquitination; ubiquitin-dependent protein catabolic process
Molecular function (GO): ubiquitin protein ligase activity; protein binding
Source: RefSeq, a predicted model, not a curated record
AACGCUCUUUCUCAUUUGAGGAGGGAUUCUCCCUGCAGAAACGCAAGAAACCUCUUCCUCUCUGCGCGUCUUUCCUUCCCAUUUCUCGCAAGCUCCCACACUUUUUCAUUAAAACGCAGAGAUCUCGCUCUACAGAUCAGUUCCCGAACCGAGGAUUUCCCAAUUUCUUCUAUUUUAGGGCGCGUUCGUCUACAAUCCGGAAGCUUCUGUGAUCAGAGAGAAUUUCUUCGAUUUAAGAGCGCGUUCUUCUGUAAUCCAGAAGCUCCUUUGAUCGGAGAGAGAGAGAGAUUUUGAUCGAUUUGAGGUUCUUAUUUCACAGAUUCGAUUGUUCUUGUUAUUUCCUGUUGAAAUUAGGGAGAAAAUCUGUUUUCUGUUGGAAAAUGUUCUUCUCGGGAGAUCCAUCCACGCGGAAGAGAGUCGACUUAGGUGGACGGAGCUCAAAAGAAAGAGACAGGCAGAAGCUUCUUGAGCAGACACGGCUCGAGAGGAAGCGGCGGUUAGGGCUGCGGCAGCAGAAUUCAGCUGCUCUCAAGAUUCAGAAAUGCUUCAGAGGGAGGAAGGCUGUUGAAGCUGAACGUGCUAAGGUGCGAGAACAAUUCCAUAUUAGUUUUGGGGAGCGCUGCCAAAAGGUAGACGGGAAUUCUUUCAAUUCUGAAUCGGAGUUCCUCCGUCAACUGCUCUUCUUCUUCAAUGCACGCAACAGCAGCGAUUGUGUUCUCCUUGUGGAGACAUGUCGAUUACUUCAGCAUUUUGUUCGAGUUAGUGGGAAUGUCAUGAACCUCUUUGGUAGCACGGAUUAUUCUUCAAAGCAUGCUAUUGUGGAGAACAGAGUCAAACGACUUGCAUUUGCCUGUCUCCAGGCUGUUCAUCAUAACAGGGAUCAGCUGAAGGAUCAACUUCUGAUGUCACCUGAGUCCUCUAGUGUACCAACAGUCAUCUUGCUGGAGGCAGUUGUUACCUUGACAGAUCCCAACCUUCCAUGGGUUUGCAAAGUUGUUGGCUAUCUCUCACAGAGAAAUACACAUGGCUUGUUGCGGGAUAUCGUCCUUACAGGGCGAAAUGUGAAGACUCGGGAUACUUCUCAAAGUAGAUCUUCCUUGGAACGAGUUGUUACGCUAAUUGCUUCGCAUAUCGGUCAGCACCCAUGUAGUUGUUCUAAUUCUGACUCACGGUGGAGUUUCUCCUCACAACUUCUUUCCAUACCUUUCUUGUGGCAGCAUUUUCCAUACUUAAAAGAGGUCUUUGCAACUCGGGGCCUAAGCAGCCAUUAUAUUCAUCAGAUGACAUUGUGUUUUCAUGGUCAUGCCAAUGUUCUUCCUGAUGACAUAUCACACGAAUUUCCUGGGUAUGCCUGUCUGCUUGGAAACAUAUUAGAAACUGCUGGGGCUGCCUUUUCUCAACCAAACUGCACAUUUGAUAUGGCCAUAGACUUUGCAGCUGUUUCAACAUUUUUGUUGGAGGCAUUGCCGCCUAUAAAAUCUUCCAUUACAGCAAAUUCGACAUUGGGUGAAGCUGAAAUGGCUGUUGAUGAGGAAUUUGUUGAAGUUCUGAGCAAGGAUUUGGAGCGACAGAUUUCCAAUGCAAUAGAUCCACUCUUCCUUCAGCAGUUGGUAAAUGUUUUGUUUAAAGAUGCCUCAUCUAGCAAUGGGAUGCACAAUGCGGAUGUGGUGGCCGUGGGUGCAGUUUGUGCUUUCCUGCAUUGUACGUUCAAUAUUUUGCCCCUUGAACGCAUCAUGACUGCACUAGCUUACAGAACUGAGCUCGUUCCUAUACUUUGGAAAUUUAUGAAGCGGUGCCAUGAGCGUCAACAAUGGCCAUCUUUAUCUGAGCAAACAGCACAUUUAUCUGGAGAUGCUCCUGGUUGGCUAUUACCUCUCGCUGUUUUCUGUCCUGUGUAUAAGCAUAUGCUCAUGAUAGUUGAUAAUGAGGAGUUCUACGAGCAAGAGAAACCACUCUCACUGAAGGAUAUCAGAGGCUUGAUUAUUAUUCUAAAACAGGCCUUGUGGCAACUCCUAUGGGUCAUUCCUGGAAAGUCCUCCACCUUCCAGAAGUCUGCUACCAACUUCUCUGAUCAUAAGAGACUUUCUAUACAUUUCAUUCAACAUAAAGUUGGCAUUGUAACCUCUGAGCUCCUCACUCAGUUGCAAGACUGGAAUAACAGACGGCAGUUUACACCCCCCUCUGAUUUUCAUGCACAAGAAGCAGUGGAUGAUAUUUUUGUCUCUCAGGCUGCAGUUGAAAAUACUAGAGCAUACGACAUAUUAAAACAAGCUCCCUUUUUGGUGCCAUUUACAAGCAGGGUUAAAAUAUUCACUUCACAGUUAGCAGCUGCCAGGCAAAGAAAUGGUCACAAUGCUGCUUUCACCAGACAUCGCUUCAGAAUAAGACGAGAUCAUAUUUUUGAAGAUGCUUUUAAUCAGAUCAGUGUAUUGUCUGAGGAGGAUCUUCGAGGGAUGAUACGUGUAACAUUUGUCAAUGAAUUUGGAGUUGAGGAAGCUGGUAUUGAUGGUGGUGGGAUUUUCAAGGAUUUCAUGGAGAACAUCACUCGAGCAGCUUUUGAUGUACAAUAUGGGCUAUUUAAGGAAACAACAGAUCACCUACUAUACCCAAACCCGGGGUCAGGAUUAAUACAUGAUCGGCACCUCCAAUUUUUCCAUUUUCUGGGAAGUGUUCUUGGAAAGGCAAUGUUUGAAGGGAUUCUUGUUGAUAUACCAUUUGCAACAUUCUUCUUGAGCAAAUUAAAACAAAAGUACAACUAUCUAAAUGAUUUGCCCUCACUAGAUCCUGAGCUAUAUCGGCACCUUCUUUUCUUAAAGCAUUAUGAAGGAGAUAUUUCAGAGUUGGAGCUGUAUUUUGUCAUUGUAAACAAUGAGUAUGGGGAGCAGACAGAAGAGGAACUCCUUCCAGGUGGAAAAGAGAUGCGUGUUACAAAUGAGAAUGUUAUUACAUUUAUACAUCUUAUUGCCAACCAUCGUUUGAAUUUUCAGAUACGUCAUCAAAGUUCACAUUUUUUGCGAGGAUUUCAGCAACUUAUACAGAAAGAUUGGAUGGAAAUGUUCAAUGAGCAUGAACUUCAGCUUCUCAUAUCAGGCUCACUUGAGGGCAUGGAUGUCAAUGACCUGCGGGCUAAUGCUCAUUAUGCAGGUGGCUAUAAUGAGGAACAUCAGGUCAUCCAUAUUUUUUGGGAAGUUCUCAAAAACUUCCCUUCGGACUAUCAGAAGAAAUUUCUGAAGUUUGUGACUGGAUGCUCUCGAGGACCGUUACUCGGGUUCAAGUAUCUGGAACCACCAUUCUGCAUACAGAGGGCUGCUCCUGGAGAUCCUUCUGAAGAAGAUCUUGACCGGUUACCAACUUCGGCAACUUGCAUGAAUCUUCUAAAGCUCCCACCAUAUAGAAGCAAAGAGCAACUGGAAAUGAAACUAAUGUAUGCAAUAAAUGCGGAUGCUGGUUUCGAUUUGAGCUGAUGAAGCCCAGAAACAUCAUGACUACUUGUACUACUUGUGGAUUAAAACUGCCAUUGACGGGCCACCCAGGCUCUCAUCAACAAAAACGUCUGAAGUAUAGCGGAGGUAGGAGGGACAUCUAUUGUUUUUAUGGAGCUAGUUACAAAGGGAUUGGUUAGAGGAUGGAGAAAAAAAAGCGAAAAGCAUGUACAUACCAAUAUGUACAUAAGUAGGAGCUUGCCCAAAGGGAAAAGGAAAGUGUAUUAUCAAACGUGGAAAAUAUGGAUUUUGAUAAGCUGGACCAAGCAAUCUCGGCAAUGACAUUGAAUGAUGUCUGUUGUUAUAGUCAUGAUCUUAUUUUAUUCUGUUUUUGGUUUUUC